AUGAAUGUUCUCAAUUAUGUGCACGUGAAGAAACUCUAUGUUGAAGACGAUGAACCUAAAGCUGAGCUGAUCUGGGGUGUUGUCUGCAGUAAGAGUGUAUUACAUGAGUCUAUGGCUGAGCCACUUCGUGAUGCAUCUGUUAUGAUUGUAGCUGGCUCGAUUGAAUAUGAAAGAGUGCCAGGACGUUUAUCCACGCUUGAGCCAAUACUGUGUCAGGAGGGCGAAUUUCUGGCGAAACAGGUCUUCAUCUGCAUUUUUUCCCGUCUUUUGAGUGCUUACUGUCGACGACAAGUUGGACGAAUAAUGUCACGACGACCAUCUGUACUUCUCGUUGAAGGAAACGUUUCGAGAUUAGCAUCAAACCUUUUGCGCGAUGAAGGUGUUCGGCUAGUUGUGAACGUUAGCGCGCGUGUACUUCAUCGUGUGGCUCGCUCCACUGGAGCCGAUAUCUUGCCUAGUUCUGAUGCGCAGUUGAUCCAGCAAAACAUUGGUUUCUGCCCGUUUUUCACGCAAAGAUCUGUCGCGUUGAAAGAUGGUCAUCAGAAAUUACUUCUCAUUCUCGACGAAUGCCCACCAGAUCGGGGAUGUAGUGUGUUGGUCAAAGGAUCAAAUGCUCGCGAACUGAAAGCAGUGAAG
This is a messenger RNA of Cylicostephanus goldi, 636 nucleotides long. The record is from the annotation of a GenBank genome assembly. NCBI's taxonomy places the organism in Eukaryota, Metazoa, Nematoda, Chromadorea, Rhabditida, Strongylidae.